ACUCUGUUCUUCACGUCGACUUGUUUCAUCGGCAGUGAGGGCCACAGUAAAAAAAAGCUACCCCAGCAUUUCCAUUCCAACAUGCAGUAUUUUCAUAAACUCUGAACUUUUUAAGGCACCCAUGAAGAAGAGAGUGGCCAUCAUCGGAGCAGGUGUCAGUGGCCUGGCCUCCAUCAGGAGCUGUCUGGAGGAGGGACUGGAGCCCACCUGCUUUGAGAGGAGCAAUGAUGUUGGGGGCCUGUGGAAAUUCUCAGACCAUGCAGAAGAGGGCAGGGCUAGUAUCUACCGAUCAGUCUUUACCAACUCUUCCAAAGAAAUGAUGUGUUUCCCAGACUUCCCCUAUCCUGAUGACUUCCCCAACUUCAUGCAUAACAGCAAGCUCCAAGAAUAUAUCAUUUCAUUUGCCAAAGAAAAGAACCUUCUAAAAUACAUACAGUUUGAGACAUUUGUAACCAGUAUAAAUAAAAGUCCUGAUUUCUCAACUACUGGCAAAUGGGAAGUUACCACUGAAAAGAAUGGUAAAAAAGAAACAGCUGUCUUUGAUGCUAUAAUGAUUUGUUCUGGGCAUCAUGUGUACCCCCAUCUACCAAAAGACUCCUUUCCAGGUUUAAACCGUUUUAAAGGCAAAUGCUUCCACAGCAGGGACUAUAAGGAACCAGGGAUGUGGAAGGGAAAGCGAGUCCUGGUGAUCGGUCUGGGGAACUCGGGCUGUGACAUUGCUGCAGAAGUCAGCCACGUAGCUCAACAGGUCAUCAUCAGUUCCAGAAGUGGAUCCUGGGUGAUGAGCAGAGUCUGGGAUGACGGCUACCCCUGGGACAUGUUGGUGAUCACUCGAUUUCAAACUUUCCUCAAGAACAACUUGCCCACAGCCAUCUCUGACUGGUGGUACAUGAGACAGAUGAACGCAAGGUUCAAGCAUGAGAACUACGGCUUGAUGCCUUUAAAUGGAACUCUCAGGAAAGAACCCGUGUUCAAUGAUGAGCUCCCAGCACGCAUCCUGUGUGGCACCGUGUCCAUCAAGCCUAACGUGAAGGAGUUCACAGAGACCUCCGCUGUGUUUGAGGAUGGGACCGUGUUUGAGGACAUUGACUGUGUCAUCUUCGCAACAGGCUACGGUUAUGCCUAUCCCUUCUUGGAUGACUCCAUCAUCAAAAGCAGAAACAAUGAGGUCACCUUGUACAAGGGCAUCUUCCCUCCUCAGCUGGAGAAACCAACCAUGGCAGUGAUUGGCCUUGUCCAGUCCCUUGGUGCUGCCAUCCCCACAACUGACCUGCAGGCACGCUGGGCUGCACAAGUAAUAAGGGGAACUUGCAUGUUGCCUUCUGUUAAAGACAUGAUGGAUGAUAUUGAUGAGAAAAUGGGUAAAAAGCUCAAAUGGUUUGGCAGCACUCAGACCAUUCAGACGGAUUACAUUGUUUACAUGGAUGAACUGGCCUCCUUUAUUGGAGCAAAGCCCAAUAUCCGACAGCUGUUUCUGAAGGAUCCCAGGUUGGCCAUAGAAGUGUUCUUUGGCCCUUGCAGCCCCUACCAGUUCCGGUUGGAAGGUCCAGGGAAGUGGUCAGGAGCCAGAAACGCCAUCCUAACCCAGUGGGACCGGUCACUGAAGCCUAUGAACACACGUGUCGUUGGUGGUGUUCGGAAGCCUUGCUUAUACCUCUAUUUGCUCAGGCUCCUCUCUGUUCCUAUUCUGCUCAUUGCUCUUUUCCUUGUGUUGAUCUGAUCGCAGUUUUCUCUAGAAUUUCUGAUAGUCACUGACAGUAAGUGGGCAGGAAUUUUGCUAUUUAAAAAAUGAAGAUUCUCAUACCUCUCCCUUUCCUGUUCAAGAUCAUUUGGCAGGACUCUAGGCAUUAUUUAGAAAGCAAGACAGUGUUGCUCUGGCCUUCUACAUAGGCCACUUUCAGAAUCUUAUUGGUCUUCAGGGGGCAUGAAUCAGGCCUCUUUCAGUUCCACUAACACUUAAAAAUGGGAACUAUGUUUUUAUGUCCCUCUUGAAUCAUUUCCUGAAACUCUUGGAAGUGGUGCCUUUUCUCUUUUAAACGAUGCUUGAAAGAAGAAACUUCAAAAAUAAACAGUGAAUAAAAUAGAACAUUUAGAAUA
This is a messenger RNA of Microtus oregoni (creeping vole), 2097 nucleotides long. Its product is annotated as dimethylaniline monooxygenase [N-oxide-forming] 3. The transcript is spliced from 9 exons. The record is from RefSeq and is a predicted model, not a curated record. Gene Ontology annotation, molecular function: flavin adenine dinucleotide binding; NADP binding; N,N-dimethylaniline monooxygenase activity. Lineage: Eukaryota; Metazoa; Chordata; Mammalia; Rodentia; Cricetidae. Bases 122 to 1720 code for a protein of 532 amino acids.